Molecule: messenger RNA, 3255 nt
Organism: Neltuma alba
Lineage: Eukaryota; Viridiplantae; Streptophyta; Magnoliopsida; Fabales; Fabaceae
Product: putative disease resistance protein At1g50180
Exons: 4
Coding region: 182-2941 (919 amino acids)
Biological process (GO): defense response to other organism
Molecular function (GO): ADP binding
Source: RefSeq, a predicted model, not a curated record
CGCGCAUCUUUCCUCAAGGAUGCAUUUUCAGCUUGUACAACCACCUUGCUGGAACACGAUGCUGCUUUGACUUCGCCAUUCGCCAAGGAAAUCGAAAUCUUCAAGUUGGUGUAUCCCUUCUGGCCAAUAAGAAAAAGGUUUGCUCUUCCUAUUGAUUCAAGAAGGAAGCACAAGAAUCAGAAUGGUUGAGUCAAUUGUGUCCUAUGCAGUAGAGAGACUUGGUGAUCUUCUGAUUGGAGAGGCCAGUUUGUUACUAGGAGUGGGUGAUAAUGUCAGACAGAUGCAAGUGGAACUGAGGCGGAUGCAAUGUUUCCUGAGAGAUGCUGAGAAAAGGCAACAUAAAGAUGAGAGUAUACGAAAUUGGGUAUCAGAGAUAAAAAAUAUAGCCUAUAAAGCUGAGGAUGUGAUUGAAAAUUAUGCCCUCUACAAGCCUCGUGAGAAAAUCAAACAUCUUCAUCAUGUUGGUUCUGAGAUUGCAUACAUCAAAUCUCAGAUAUCCGACCUCACAAGGAGCUUGCAAACUUAUGGUUUGAAUCAAACAACAGAGAGAGAACCAGAUGUUGCUAAUGAGAUGCAAAGGCAAUUGAGAAUGUCAUAUUCUCAUAUUAUUGAAGAGUAUAUUGUUGGAUUAGAUGAGGACAUAAACCAAGUAGUGGGAUGGCUAGUGAGUAAUGAUAGACAUCGUCGAGUUGUGUAUAUAUGUGGGAUGGGUGGUCUUGGUAAAACAACACUCGCAAAAAAAGUUUACCAUCAUGAUUCCAUUAGGCGCCACUUUGAGGGUUUUGCUUGGUCCUACAUAUCUCAACAAUGUAAGAAGAGAGAUGUUUGGGAGGGAAUUCUAAUCAAAUUGACUUCCCCAUCAAGAGAGGAGAGGGAUGAGAUAUCGAACAUGAGAGAUGAAGAGUUAGCAAAAAAGUUGUAUAAAAUUCAACAGGAGAAGCAAUGUUUGAUAAUCUUGGAUGAUAUUUGGGGAACCGAUGCAUGGGACCUUCUAUGUCCUGCCUUCCCAUCAGAAAAUAGCCACAGUAAAAUUGUAUUCACAUCUCGCAAAAAAGAUGUAGCAUCAUAUGUGGAUACUACUGGCUUGCUUCACGAAUUAGGGUGUUUAAAAGAAGAAGAAAGCUGGGAAUUGUUUAAGAGAAAAGCUUUUCCAAGAAGAGAUUAUACAGAGUUCAGAGUUGAUCCUGACUUCGAAGAAUUAGGCAGAGAAAUGGCUGGAAAAUGUGCUGGUUUGCCUUUGGCCAUCAUUGUGCUUGGAGGUCUCUUGGCCUCAAGUGUAACAUUGGAGCAUUGGGAAAUGAUAAAUAAAUAUAUGACGACUUACCUAAUAACGGGAGAAGUACAGAAAGAGUCAAGAUUAGCUAAGGUGUUGGCUCUAAGUUACAAUGACCUGCCUUAUCAUCUAAAACCUUGUUUCCUCUAUUUGAGCCAGUUUCCUGAAGACUCUGAAAUAUCAACAAAAAAGUUAAUUCGGUUAUGGGUUGCAGAAGGUGUAGUUGCAUCUCAGUAUGAGACUGAAAGAGGAGAGAUAAUGGAGUGUGUCGCAGAACUCUAUCUAAAUGACUUGAUAAGCAGGUGCAUGGUUGAAGUUGGUCAGAUGGGGUCAAGUGGAAGGAUUAAAACCUGCCGACUCCAUGACUUAAUGCGUGAAUUGUGUUUGUCAAAAGCAAAACAAGAAGGUUUUCUCCAUAUUAUUGGUGGUUUGCCACAAAAUGGGACCAGUGGUUCUUCUUCAGCUUGUACGUUGGAUGCAAAACCAUCAGGCGUUGUUCGCCGACUUGCUGUCUUCUUGGAUCAGAAUGUCGAUCAUUUGAUUCCAAGUGAUCAUAAAGCAAACAAAGGCCUUCGGUCUCUGCUGUACUUUCAUGAAAAGAAAUGUAGAUUGGGGGACUUGCAGUUACUCAAAAAUGUUUUUGAGAAUUACAGAUUGCUAAGAGUUCUCAAUUUUGAAGGAAUCAAGGGAAAAGAGGGAGAUUGCUUGCCAAAAGAAGUGGGGGAUCUGUUGUUUUUGAAGUUUCUGAGUCUAAGGAGAACUUAUCUACAAAUAUUGCCGUCUUCCCUAGGCAAUUUGAAGAACUUGCAGACCCUGAAUUUGCAAACUAUAACUAAGGUAACUUGGGAUUCAACUGUACAAAUUCCAAAUGUCAUAUGGAAGUUGAAACGGUUGAGACAUCUUUAUCUUCCCAAUUGGUGUGGGAAUAUAAUUGACAUCCUUCAAUUGGAAGAUCUGGUCGACUUGCAAACACUAGUAAAUUUCCCAGCCAACAAAUGUGACGUAAAGGAUUUACUGAGACUGAGCAAGCUGAGAAAAUUGGUGUUAAAUGAUCCAAGGUAUUUUCAAGAUUUCAGUGAAAUUUUCAGCCCUCCAAACAAGAAGUUGAACUACCUUCAAUCUUUGUCCUUAAGAACAGAUAAGUUUUCUUUUCCUGACAAGGUAGUGGAUCUUGAAAAACUGGUGUUAGGCUGUCCUUCCCUCCACAAACUACAAAUUGAAGGGCGGAUACAAAGGCUUCCAGAAAUCAGUUUGUUCCCUCGACAAAUUGCCAAGCUAACAUUGUGGGGUUCUAGAUUAGUGGAUGACCCAAUGGUGACGUUGGAGAAACUGCCUAACUUGAAAUUCUUAAGUGGAUGGGAAAUGUUCAUUGGAAAGCAAAUGGUAUGCUCGCGAAAUGGGUUUCCACAGCUGAAAUUUCUAUUACUUCGGGGCCUUCCUAAUUUAGAGGAGUGGAUUAUAGAGGAUCAAGCCUUUCCUAAACUUUAUCGAUUAUCAAUAGUUGAUUGCAACAAGUUGAAGACAGUUCCUCAUGGACUGAAGUUUGUUGCUGGUCUUCGUGAGAUUGAGAUCAGAUGGAUGCCUAAAUCUUUCAAGAGCAGGAUAGGAAGGGGUGGAGAGGAUUAUGAUAAAGUCCAACAUGUGCCAUAUAUCGCUUUUCUGAACUAAGCUGCUAAUAUCAAUGGUUGAAUUGUCAGUCAAAUCAUAGAAGCAAUGCAUUGUUCUGGGGAAGCUGAAGUUGUGAACAAGUUUGAGUUGUGCGCCAUCUUUGUUCAUUUUCAAUUUUCAAGUUCAUGUAGUUCAGUAUGAAUGUGUGAUUUGCAAGUCUCUGGUCUUGCUGCGGACAAGGAACAAAAUUUACAUUGUGGAUUGUGAUCCGACAUUCAUGUUAUUUGUUUGAUAACUGUAAGAUUACUGCUCAGGUAUAUGUAUGUGUUCAAUGUUGGUUCGAUUAUAACUCAAUAAUAAAUAAGCAUUAUCCA